AUGAUGAAGAUCGCGCUGGAGGCCCGCAUUCCGUGGUCGCUAGCACCAGAACAAGAAUCCCUUGCCUACAAGAGAACCCAUGCAGAUAUCGCACCUAAGGAUACCUCCGAAGAAGAAGCUCCUAAGAUUAUAAUCCUGAGGAAUUUCAGGAUAGGUCUAAGGUUAUACAUGCAGUGCAUCGAGGAAGAAGUUCCGCUACAUGUAAUGGACUCCUGCACCCAGUGGCUGGAUGUUGCCAGAAAUCACCAAAACUUUACUCUUGGUAGAUUUUUUUAUAUACCAUUAAGUCUAGAAUUUUCCUCUCUGUCUGAAUACUGGAAGUCAAAUCCUAGGAAGUUUUGUGAUUUCUGUAAAUGCUGGAUAGCAGACAACAAGCCUAGCAUCGAAUUCCACGAGAGGGGAAAACGUCACAAAGAAAAUGUGCAGAUACGGCUGGCAGAGAUGGGAAAGAAGGGACGGGAGGAUUUUGAGGCCAAGCAAAAUGAAGCUGACUUUCUCAAAUCAAUGGAAGAGGCAGCAUUAAAGGCAUACAAAAGCGACAUUGAGCAGAAUCCCGACAUGACAGGAUCCAAAAUAAGCGAAAUUGCCGCAGCUAGUAAUGCAGAAAUUGUCAUCAAGAAUAAAAAGACAGAAUCAAAAACCAGCAGUAGCAGUAAAAAAGAAUCAUCUGUAAUCAAGAACUGGUAUGAAGCGAAGUCGCCAGAAGGUUACACUUAUUACUGGCACAUUGGAACAGGUGAAUCAAAAUGGGAGACUCCAGAUGAAGGUUACUUAUCCAUAGAAGAACAGGAAAAAUUGAGCACCAAGAGUAGCAAAGGAUCAGAGAACACUACAGCAGCCUCUGCCUCUCUUCCUUGCGGUCCAGUCCAGAAAGCAGAAGCCUUUAGCUCGUGGAAAAAAGUUGAAAAGGAACCAGCCAAGCAGAUUGACUACCAGUUGCCAGAGCUCCCUGAAAAUGAGUACUAUGGUCCAGAGCUGUCCUUCAAGCAACAGGAGUCUACUUUUAAGGUGAAGACAGUGACUCUCUCAGCAAAGGACAGAAGCAGUGGAGAAAGUGUAGGAUUCAAGAAGAGAAGAGCAGCCAACGACAUGAAAAAGAACAUGAGACGGAGAACAGAGGAUUUAUAGUUGUUUCCUCCUCUUUUGUCUUUUUCUUUUCUUUCUUUGUCUCCUUUAUUUUAGUGAUUUUAUUUCCAUCCUAUUUGCUCUUUUUUUAUUGUCCUUCUUUCAUGCCUAUAUAUAAUUUUCCAUUUUCCCCUAUAGUAUAUUCUCUCUUAUUCCUUUUCUUUCUCUGUUUCUCUCUGAAUCUUUCUUUUAGUAAACUAUCCUAUUAUGUGAUGGUUAAAGAGACACACAUUGUAAUUUUGAAUAAAAGCCUUGUUGAUA
Messenger RNA from Penaeus indicus, 1386 nucleotides. RefSeq names its product WW domain-binding protein 4-like. Gene Ontology annotation, biological process: mRNA splicing, via spliceosome. NCBI's taxonomy places the organism in Eukaryota, Metazoa, Arthropoda, Malacostraca, Decapoda, Penaeidae. Gene Ontology annotation, molecular function: RNA binding; protein binding; zinc ion binding. Bases 1 to 1128 code for a protein of 375 amino acids. The transcript has 8 exons. The record is from RefSeq and is a predicted model, not a curated record. Gene Ontology annotation, cellular component: nucleus; precatalytic spliceosome.